Calypte anna (Anna's hummingbird) is the source of this 1670-nucleotide messenger RNA. RefSeq names its product alpha-L-fucosidase 1 (gene FUCA1). Gene Ontology annotation, molecular function: alpha-L-fucosidase activity. Gene Ontology annotation, cellular component: lysosome. The transcript is spliced from 8 exons. Gene Ontology annotation, biological process: fucose metabolic process; glycoside catabolic process. The record is from RefSeq and is a predicted model, not a curated record. Bases 206 to 1561 code for a protein of 451 amino acids. NCBI's taxonomy places the organism in Eukaryota, Metazoa, Chordata, Aves, Apodiformes, Trochilidae.
GACCCAAGCCCUGGCCCCUCAUGGGGGCUCAGACGGCAGGCAGCGGUUACAGACGGGCAGGAGUUGCUAAAAGGAGAAGACAAGGAAGGGGAAGGAGCGCUCCAGCCUGGCUGCCCGGCGCACUGCAGCCUCGAACCCGCGGCCCCCGGGGCGGCAAUGGCGGCUGCGGCUGCCGCCUCCUGCGGCGCUGACGUCAGUCGGGAAGAUGGCGGCCGGCGCUUUGCUCUGCCUGGCGACAGCGCUGGGACCCGUUUGGGCCGUGCAACGGUACCGCCCCGACUGGGCCAGUCUGGACUCCAGACCCCUGCCCGCCUGGUUCGAUCAGGCCAAGGUGGGCGUGUUCGUGCACUGGGGGGUCUUCUCCGUCCCGGCCUGGGGCUCUGAGUGGUUCUGGUGGCACUGGCAGGGCGAGCGCCGCGCUGAUUACCAGAGCUUUGUGCGGAACCGGUACCCGCCCGGCACCACCUACGCGGACUUUGCGCCCCACUUCACCGCCCACGACUUCCAGCCCCGCCAGUGGGCACAGCUCUUCCAGCGGGCUGGUGCUAGGUACGUGGUGCUGACCACGAAGCAUCAUGAAGGCUUCACCAACUGGGGGUCACCCGUGUCCUGGAACUGGAAUUCUGUGGAUACAGGGCCCCACCGGGAUCUUGUAGGAGAGCUGGGAGAAGCCCUCAGGGAGAGGAACUUACACUAUGGGCUGUAUCACUCCCUGAUGGAGUGGUUCAAUCCACUCUAUCUCGCUGACAAGGAGAGUGGCUUCAAGACCCAGAACUUUGUUUUAAAGAAGACCAUGCCAGAACUUUACGAUCUUGUCUUAAAGUAUAAACCAGACUUGAUCUGGUCGGAUGGAGACUGGGAAGCUCCGGAAUCGUACUGGAAUUCCACCUCCUUCCUUGCCUGGCUUUAUAACGAAAGCCCCGUCAAGGACACUGUGGUUGUUAAUGAUCGUUGGUGCAAUAACUGCUCCUGCCAUCAUGGAGGUUUCUACAACUGUGCUGACAAGUACAAACCAGCAACCCUGAUGGCCCACAAGUGGGAGAUGUGCUCCUCCAUUGACAAACUUUCUUGGGGCUACCGAAGCAACAUGAACCUCACUGAGAUAAUGAAUGAAGCAAUUAUCAUUAAGGAGCUAGUGCAGACUGUGAGUUUUGGAGGCAACUACCUUCUCAAUGUGGGACCUACAAAAGAAGGGGUGAUUGUUCCCAUCUUCCAAGAGAGACUCCUGGCCCUUGGGAGGUGGCUGGACACCAAUGGGGAGGCCAUUUAUGGAUCCAAGCCAUGGAGAGUGCAGAUGGAGAGCAGCACAGACACGGUUUGGUACACUUCUAAGGGCCCAGCUGUCUAUGCCAUCUUUCUGAUCUGGCCUCGGGACAACAUUUUGGAGCUGCCCUCACCUGUUCCAUCCCCAGACACACAAGUGACAAUGUUGGGUUUUGGUGGGACUCUGGAGUGGCAGAUGUCCCCAGGGAAAGGACUGCUGAUAACUCUGCCCUACAUGCUCCCAUCUCCUCAGCCUCCCCAGCCUGGAUGGACUCUCAAACUUGAGGGUGUGAAGUGAUGGCUGCAGGGUGAAAGCAGCAAACCCCCCCUCUGCCUUUCUUUUGGAUUGGGUCUAAAAUGAUUUUUCAUUUAUUGUUGAAUAAAUUGUUUUUCUCUGAAGAGAAUCU